AUGGCAGAACAUCAGAAUAGCACAGUCAUCGUCGAGUCCGGAGGCAGGGCUGUCAACCGCCGACUACAAUCAGCGCAUUCCACCCAGGACACCAACAGUUUUACGUGUAUCAGCUGGAUAGGUGUGCCGAAGCCCACGACGUCUGAGGUUCUGGAGUUGAAAGGCAAGGUGUACCGCGCAGUCAUGGAUAGCUUGUCGGCGGGAGAUGCAUACCACAACCCCUUCCUUGCCGACGCCAUCGCCAUUCUGCUGGCCGCCACCACUAUGACUGAAGGAUUCAAUGCCGCUCAGAUGCAUACCCAAGCAUUUGUCAGACUCACGGAAAUUCAGAUCGAUGCUGCGCCGGGAAGUCCGACCACGUUCUCCGCUGCACCUCUUUUCAAUCCGUUUAAGCAAGUCCUGCGUCGAGCGGUUACGGCCCGAGAAGUGACACUUUGUCAGCGGAUCUUGAAGGACACCAUCAACCUGCUGCGCUUAUCUGCGAUCGAGGUCAUAUACGCGUCGACAAUGUAUACUGGCGCAGCUACCUCGAUGCCACCUGUUUGGACGAAGGUGUUGCUUCACAGCCAGGACGAGUGGUUCGAGCGUUACAGAUCACAGCUCAGCGCCAUUACUGAGCUGGCUUUGUCUGUCUCUGAUGACAUACCGUACGAUUGCCGAGACAAGCAGCAGGAGCCGCCUUUCUACGUGGGACCACCCAAGUUAUAA
Molecule: messenger RNA, 708 nt
Organism: Zymoseptoria tritici IPO323
Lineage: Eukaryota; Fungi; Ascomycota; Dothideomycetes; Mycosphaerellales; Mycosphaerellaceae
Exons: 2
Coding region: 1-708 (235 amino acids)
Source: RefSeq, a predicted model, not a curated record